This is a messenger RNA of Exophiala dermatitidis NIH/UT8656, 1374 nucleotides long. RefSeq lists its product as uncharacterized. The record is from RefSeq and is a predicted model, not a curated record. Lineage: Eukaryota; Fungi; Ascomycota; Eurotiomycetes; Chaetothyriales; Herpotrichiellaceae. The coding region runs from base 1 to 1374 and encodes 457 amino acids. The transcript has a single exon.
AUGGCCCGAUUCCUCGCCGCUCUCUUGUCCCUCUCACUCUUCGUCUUGCCAUCGGUUUUUGCUCAUGUACAGCUGCUGGACAACCACCAUUCAUUUGCCUUGAGUGCCCUCGUGGCCGUUCCCAAUAUCUUUGUCCCCGCCGUCUCGGGUUACGUUGUUACGGUCCCUCCUGGUUACAAGCGCCACACCCAGGACGACAACAAACAGAACAAGAACAACAAUGGAGAUGCUGGCGCCGUGGCUUCCAGCGCGAGCGACACUGCUGCCGCUUCCACAGCCGCUGCUGAUGCCGCAGCCAUCGCAGCAGCCAAUGGUACCGCCACUGCUGCGAGUGUGACCGAUGACGCUGCCGCAGCCGCCGUUGCGAGCGCCACUGCUACAGCUGUUGAUUCUGCUGCCGCUGCCGCCGCCACAGACGCAAAUGCCACUUCGACAGAUACUACCGGAUCGAACAACAAUGGCAAUAACGGAAACAAGAAUGGCAAUGGCAACAACAAUAACAACAGCAAUGGUAACGGUAACGGUAACACCACUGGUAAGACCAACAAGAACACCAACGGAAAUGGCAAUGGCAACGGCAACACAACUGGUAACACCAACAAGAACACCAACGCAAAUGGAAACGGAAACACCACCGGCAACGGAAACGGCAAAAAGCACAAGAAUAACAACAACAACAACAACAACAACAACAACAACAACAACAACAACAACAACAACAACAACAACAACGCAAAUGCCAACGCCAAUGCAAACGCAGACACAACUGGAAACAGCACAACCACUGCCACUACCACUACCAACGGCAACGCUUACAAGAACUCCAACACCAACACCAACAAGAACAGCACCGGCAAGAACAAGAACAACAACAACAACGCAAAUGCCAACACUUCCAACUCCAACUCCACUACUUCCGCCAACGCUGCUGCUGCCGCAAACUCCAACAGCACCGCAGAUGCCACUGCCGCAGCCAGUACCACCUCCGCCACCUCCAACAACGGCACCACCACUACCAGCGGAAAUGGCAAUGGCAAGAACAACAACAACAACAACGGCAACACCUCCAAGACCAAUGGCAAUGGCAAUAAGAACAGCAAUGGCAACACCAACACUGGUACCACCAGCGCCAACGGAAACGGCAACACCAACGCCAAUGGAAAUACCAACAACAACGGCGGCAACACCGUAACCACUCUGCUCAACGACGCUCUCAGCCUCAUCAACGGCCUUUUCAACAAGAACAACAAAAGAGCCGUGGACGACGGCGCCAACAGCAGCACUCCCUGCCCCGACGACCACCACGAGACAGCGUCGACGGUGAAGAGACAUAUCCGCAUCAUGGAUCGACGCGCACUGCCGGUGGUGGCUUGA